Messenger RNA from Emiliania huxleyi CCMP1516, 940 nucleotides. RefSeq lists its product as hypothetical. The transcript is spliced from 2 exons. Bases 1 to 816 code for a protein of 271 amino acids. The record is from RefSeq and is a predicted model, not a curated record. NCBI's taxonomy places the organism in Eukaryota, Haptophyta, Isochrysidales, Noelaerhabdaceae.
AUGUGGGGUACCCGCAAAAAGUCCGAACCUGGCUCUGCGCGCUUUGUUGGCCCACCGUUGGAAUGCGAUACGGUCUGGCUCGACUUCGCUGAGCAGCGCUGUAGUUCCCCGCCCUCUCACGCUCCGCCUCUCGCCUCGCCAGGCAAGUCCACCGGCGUGCACGCCAUCGACCCGCAUGCCCGCCGCAAGCAGGGCAUGACCCUGAAGAAGGCGCAGCCGGGCGCCCCGUUCGGCUGGACCUCGGAGGGCACGCCGUAUAUCGGCACUCAGUACUGCGUCGACUUCCGCACGCCGACCGGCCGCCUCGCCUCGCUCUCCACCCGCAACGGAGGCGAAGCAUACCACUGGCAGAGUCUCGGCGGCGUGUCCGCUAAGGUGGCCAGCUCCGCGCUCGAGACGCACGGCCGAAUCGACCAGCUUAUGGCAGGCGAGUCGGGCCGUCCCUGCGGCGAGAUCCUGUCUGCGUCCGACCUGGCGACAGUGCGCGCCGCCUUUGUGCGUGUGUUGGGUGAGGAGGUCGUCCGGCAGUUUGAGGCUGCGGGCGAGGAGGCGGGUGAGGCCGAGGUUAAGAGCGAGGAGGCCAAGAGCGAGGCCAAGAGCGAGGUCAAGCGCGAGGUCAAGGCCGAGGCUGGCAAGGCCGAGGCUGGCCGAGAGGCCGAGACGGUCAUGGACAAGAAGCGCAAGGCGCGGAUGGCACUCUCCGACGCGCGGCAAGCACGGAACCUCGAGGGCGAGGGCGAGGGACCCGGGUCCAAGCAGCCGAAAUCAAAGCGGCCAAAGGCAGAGGCCUCGGGCGAGGCGGCACCCGUCGACUGAGGCCGAGGGAGGCGGCCAGCCGGUGGGGAGGGCGCUUGCAUGUGGCACAGUACGCUUGAGCCGGUACGUGGGGCGCUCCGAGAGGCGCCGAGGGGCUACUGUGUUUAUUGACAUCAUUGCUGAC